Molecule: messenger RNA, 1603 nt
Organism: Onychostoma macrolepis
Lineage: Eukaryota; Metazoa; Chordata; Actinopteri; Cypriniformes; Cyprinidae
Product: DDRGK domain-containing protein 1
Exons: 9
Coding region: 109-1014 (301 amino acids)
Source: RefSeq, a predicted model, not a curated record
CACGGAAGUGACGCUCGAGCAAAAGCAACGUCAACUUCCGCUGAGGCUGCACGCAGCGGGUGAAGUUGUUAGCAGUGUUGAAUUUAUUGUAUUUUGUUAGCGAUUGAAAUGGAUGUGGUUCUGUAUAUUGUAGCUGCGGUUAUUCUGCUCGUUCUGAUAGUGUUUGCUGUGAAAGUUCGUGGACGCACUGAAGAAGCAGCUGAUCGUGAGGAUGCUCAGAAUGUGGCGGUUCGAGCCGCGGUCCGUCCGCAGCCGGCAGAGGAGCGUCCAGCAGGAAUGCCUCGCCGCCGGAGAAACCUGCACAGCAGAGUGAACGUCCAGCGCGCACAGCAGCCGUCAGACAACGAGGACAGUCCUGUGGAAGCGGAGGAGAAUCCGGAAGACACGCAGCCGUCUGAAGAACGUCCUCAAGCUUCUGCUAAAGUCGGAGCAAAGAAACAGAAGAAGCUGGAGGAGAAGCAAGCGCGGAAAGCUCAGAGAGAGGUCGAGCUGGAAGAGCGAGAGGAGAGGAGGAAGAUGCAGGAGCUCAGAGAUCAAGAGAGACAGAAAGAAGAUGAGAAGGAGAGACUGCAAGAGCAAAAACGGGAGGAGGAGUUACUGCGUGCUAAAGAGGAGCAGGAGCGUAAGGAGGAGGAGGAGUACCAGCGGCUGAAGGAGUGUUUUGUGAUCGAGGAUCAGGGAGAAGCAGAGGAGCUCAGUGAACAGGAGUCUCGCAGCCUGCUGCAGGAGUUCAUCCAGUAUAUCAAGAAUUCUAAAGUGGUUUUGCUGGAGGAUUUGGCGUCCCGCUUCGGCAUGCGCACACAGGAUGCUAUUGCCAGACUGCAGGACCUGAUAGCAGACGGCUCCCUGACAGGAGUGAUCGACGACCGAGGGAAGUUUAUUUUCAUCACGCCGGAGGAGCUGAACGCUGUGGCUCAGUUCGUCAAACAGAGAGGAAGAGUCUCGAUCUCAGAACUCGUUCAAGCCAGUAACACCCUCAUAAACCUGACGCCUGAGAUCCAGACCGAUGCGUGAACCUUCUGCAUGAACACUAAAUACUGUUUCCAUUGCAAGGACUUGUAAAUAAAGUGAUAUUAUUUACAGCACACAGGGCUCAUUUCCUACCUAAUCUCCCUUAUGUCACCCUGUAAGCAUCGUACAGUAGGUAUGGAUAUGUCUAAUAUUGUCUCAACCGCUUUAAGAAGUAGCUUGAGGCUGGUUUGUAAUACAGAAGAAUUGUUUUCAGUGGCAGAGAAGGAGAUUUUAUUUCAUUGUUGUUGUACACGCAGUUUAAACAGGGUCCCCUCAGUCGUGCUUUGGAUAAAAGCGUCUGCUAAAUGCAUAAAUGUAAAUGAAAACCUGGAAAAAAUAGGGAAUUUUAAGACUUUUUUUUUUCUUCCUAGUAUAUUUUUCUAGUAAUAUUCAGGUCUACAAUAUUUCAUUGCAUAGAAAUGUUGUUUGUUGAUGUAAUAUGUAUUAAAUUAUUUGUAAACCCGAUUAUUUGGUUUUCACAAACAAAUGACAAAGUCAUAAAUAUUUAUUGUUCAGAAACUGUUCAAAACAUCCGAGUAAUUUCCUCUCACUAUCGACUGCCCUGUCGAAUAAAAAAGUGUAUUUUAUUGUA